Loa loa (African eye worm) is the source of this 1795-nucleotide messenger RNA. RefSeq lists its product as hypothetical. The transcript is spliced from 8 exons. The record is from RefSeq and is a predicted model, not a curated record. Gene Ontology annotation, biological process: fatty acid elongation. Gene Ontology annotation, cellular component: endoplasmic reticulum. Bases 16 to 969 code for a protein of 317 amino acids. Gene Ontology annotation, molecular function: oxidoreductase activity. Lineage: Eukaryota; Metazoa; Nematoda; Chromadorea; Rhabditida; Onchocercidae.
UUUCAGGUGUACAGAAUGGUCUGUGAAUGUGCAUUAGUGGCACUUGGCUGGGUUUUUCUCUUGUAUUUGCUUUAUCAUUUGGCCACAGUUCUUUAUAAUCUCAUUUAUCCGUUCUUCAUUGCAUCCCCUAUCAAUCUACACAAAGCUGCCGGUGGCGAUUGGGCAGUUGUUACCGGUAGUACCGAUGGAAUAGGAAAAGCUUAUGCUUUCGAGUUGGCAAGGCAUGGUUUCUCCAUCAUUUUGAUAUCACGUACUCAAAGCAAGCUGAAUGCAGUAAAGGAAGAACUUGAAAAAGAAUGUGGCGUCGAGGUUAGAACGAUUGCAUUUGAUUUCACAAGUGGAAGUGUUAACGAAUAUGAAAAGACGGUAUUGUCAUUGCUGAGAGAGUUGAAUAUUGGCAUAUUAGUUAACAACGUUGGUGUAAGCUUCAGUUAUCCGGAAAUUAUCUAUAAGGCGGAAGGUGGCCUUCAAAGACUUGCAGAUAUCGAUAUUGUUAAUACUCUUCCCGUAACUUUGUUAUCUGCUGCAGUAUUGCCUCAAAUGGUUGAGCGUAACAGUGGCAUUAUUGUGAACAUAUCUUCUGCUGCUGCUUACAGUCCAGUCAGCUUGCUCAGUGUUUAUUCAGCGUCAAAGAAAUAUGUCACUUGGUUUUCAAAUAUUUUACAAAAAGAAUACGCAGAAACGAAUAUAAUCAUCCAGACCGUGUGUCCUCUGCUCGUUACUACCAAAAUGUCUAAGGUUUCGCGUGCAUCAUUCUUCUUUGUAACAGCCGAAGAUUUCGUGAAAAAUGCAAUUCAGACGAUUGGAGUCGUGAGUGAAACAACGGGUUGUUUCCCCCAUCAGUUGCAAGCUGAAAUUAUAAAGAACUUGCCGGAGUGGAUUGUUGUGCCUUAUUUGAGCCAAAAAACUGAACUUGUUCGCAAGAAAGCACUUGCAAAAAAGGCACGCGAUAUGAAGGCCACUUCGUGAUUCAUUUUUAUUUCUUGUUAUGACAGCAAAUUAAUCCUUUUAUAACAUUAUCGGAUUUAUUCACUUUCUCACAGACUUGCUCGUGUGAAGCGUUUCUUCAUGAGCUCUUUGUUCAGGUACGGGAAGUGUAUCCUCCAAGUUACCUAUAAUUGUUUAAUUCUGCAAACCCUUUCAGUUACUCCUGUAAUUUUGCAACACUUUCCAAAAUAAAGAAAAACCACUCUAUUUGGAAAACAAUUUGAAAGUCAAAAAGAUUUAAAAUGUAAGUGAAGACAACAUUCAUUGAUUCAGCUUAUAUUCUUUGAUGAUCUUUUCAGUGGCAUCAUUAUAAACUCGUGGUUCAAACUGGACCCUCUUGGUCCCGAUCUUAAUUUACUUUUCCGACCCUCGUUAAUUUGGCGAAAUUUUUAUCGUAGCUUGAAAUGUUUACUUUUUCGACAAGUUAUAACAGGUUACGAUUGGAAGCACUGUACUUAUUUCCUCUUCAAGCACAUGAAGCCGACGAGAGUGCUGAAUUCUUAGAUCGAAUAACUUAUUUGAUGAAUAGAUGACAGAUGAAAUCUGUCAUGGAAUUUGUCAUUUAUCAAGCCAUCUUCUACUCAUCAGUAAGUUCAAGUGUAAAGAAAUCAUUGAGUUCCAGGAUUACAAAGGCUUGGACCAAUAAAUUCUUGUUCACGUUCGCUCUAGAGGCAGUCUUUAUAACGUUCUUUGCCUUUUCAAAAAAGAGAAGGCGGUUCACGGUUUUGUUCACAAAAAUCCAAUUGGCACGGAUGUUGCCAGAUCCACCUAUAGCCUUGAAAAUUGAUACAGAUCUCGCACCAAACAA